AUGAGUGUCCGAACGGAGGACAACUUCAGCUUGUGCCAAAGGGCCCUUCAGAUCGUCACGGAGCUCUGUCUAGCGGGGCAUGUAGAUGGGGAGAAAUGCUCGGCUAUAUUUCCCUUGGAGAGCAACAUACAAGGUAAAGGGAGCGCAGACAUCUCUAUCAGUCUCCUUGCUGUUGUCGUGGGUUUCUGUGGACUCGCCCUGUUGGUAGUCUCUCUCUUUGUCUUUUGGAAGCUGUGCUGGCCCAUCUGGAGGAGCAAGGCCCUCUCGUCCCACGUCAACAAUGGCCCCCGUGUCGGGAUCCCCGAGGCCCCUCCGCCGGCCCCCCUGCCCGUCACACCCCUCCACAAGGUGGCACCAAUGGAGGAGGAGAUGAAGCCUGUGUCAGUGGUGAAGGUGAACGGGCGUUGCAGCUCCGUGAAGCUGCUAGAGGCGGCCAUGAAGAUCAGCCAGACAUCCCCGGACAUCCCUGCUGAGGUGCAGACGGCUCUCAGGGAGAGGUUGGGCCAGCAGGCCAAGAUUCAGAGGCAGACCACUGACCCCACCUCGUCCUCCAGGCACAAUUCAUUCCGCCGCCAUCUGCCUCGCCAGAUGAACGUGACGAGUGUGGACUUCAGCAUGGAUACGCUCCCCAUCCGCCAGUCGUCCACUGUAAGCAUCGGCCGCAUCAAGCCCGAGCUCUACAAGCAGAAGUCUGUGGACUCCGAGGACGGGACCCACGAGCCGGUGGAGACGUGCGGUAAGCUGAGCUUCUCCCUGCUCUACGACUACGAGGAACAGGCGCUGGUGGUCACGAUCCUCAAGGCCCUGGAACUGCCGGCCAAAGACUUCACUGGCACCUCCGACCCUUACGUCAAGAUCUACCUGCUGCCAGAGAGACAGAAGAAGUUCCAGACGCGUGUCCAUCGCAAGACGCUCAACCCCACGUUCGACGAGGCCUUCUGCUUCCCCGUGGAGUACGACCAGCUGUGCAACCGCAAACUGCACUUCAGUGUCUACGACUUUGACCGCUUCACCAGCCACGACAUGAUCGGCGAGGUGGUGGUGGACAACCUCUUCGAGCUCUCCGACCUCUCGAGGGAGGCAGUGGUGUGGAAGGACAUUCACGCUGCGACCACGGAGAGUGUGGAUCUGGGGGAGAUCAUGUACUCUCUAUGCUACCUGCCCACAGCAGGACGGAUGACACUGACCGUCAUCAAGUGCCGGAACCUCAAAGCCAUGGACAUCACUGGCUCCUCAGAUCCCUAUGUAAAGGUUUCCCUGCUCUGUGACGGACGGAGACUGAAGAAGCGGAAAACCACCACCAAGAAAAGCACACUGAACCCAGUGUACAACGAGGCCAUCAUCUUUGACAUCCCCCCAGAGAACGUGGAACAGGUCAGCCUGUCCAUCAUGGUGAUGGACUAUGACCGGGUGGGCCACAACGAGGUGAUAGGUGUGUGUCGGACGGGGCCAGAUGCUGAGGGCCUGGGGAGGUACCACUGGAACGAGAUGCUGGCCUACCCACGCAAGCCCAUUACGCACUGGCAUGCCCUGGGAGAGUGGCCAGGAAGAGCGACAAGCUUUGAGAGCCAGGGGUCCUGUCCUUCCCCCAAACCUCCACAAACUCCAUAG
Molecule: messenger RNA, 1611 nt
Organism: Salvelinus namaycush (lake trout)
Lineage: Eukaryota; Metazoa; Chordata; Actinopteri; Salmoniformes; Salmonidae
Product: synaptotagmin-10-like
Exons: 7
Coding region: 1-1611 (536 amino acids)
Biological process (GO): regulation of calcium ion-dependent exocytosis; regulation of dopamine secretion; cellular response to calcium ion
Cellular component (GO): membrane
Molecular function (GO): calcium-dependent phospholipid binding; syntaxin binding; clathrin binding
Source: RefSeq, a predicted model, not a curated record